Molecule: messenger RNA, 3543 nt
Organism: Cordyceps militaris CM01
Lineage: Eukaryota; Fungi; Ascomycota; Sordariomycetes; Hypocreales; Cordycipitaceae
Product: nuclear condensin complex subunit Smc2
Exons: 5
Coding region: 1-3543 (1180 amino acids)
Biological process (GO): chromosome organization
Cellular component (GO): chromosome
Molecular function (GO): protein binding; ATP hydrolysis activity; ATP binding
Source: RefSeq, a predicted model, not a curated record
AUGAGGGUGAUAGAAGUGGUCAUCGACGGCUUCAAGUCGUACGCCGUGCGUACGGUCAUCUCGGGAUGGGAUGAAAGCUUCAACUCAAUUACUGGUCUUAAUGGCAGUGGAAAAUCUAACAUUCUGGACGCCAUCUGCUUUGUCCUUGGCAUCACCAAUAUGACCACAGUGCGAGCACAAAAUCUCCAGGAUCUUAUAUACAAGCGCGGCCAGGCCGGCGUCACCAAGGCGAGCGUGACGAUUGUUUUCGACAACCGAGACACUAAGAAAUCCCCAAUCGGCUUCGAAGAAUAUGCAUCAAUCAGCGUUACGCGACAAAUUGUUCUUGGCGGCACAUCUAAAUACCUGAUUAAUGGCCAUCGAGCUCAGCAACAAACCGUUCAGAACCUUUUCCAAUCCGUCCAGCUCAAUAUCAACAACCCAAACUUCCUGAUUAUGCAGGGACGCAUCACAAAGGUCCUCAACAUGAAGCCUGCUGAAAUUCUUGCCAUGAUUGAAGAGGCGGCCGGAACGCGAAUGUUUGAGGAUCGUCGAGACAAGGCUCUGAAGACCAUGGCCAAGAAGGAGGUCAAGCUUCAGGAACUCAGAGAGCUCCUCAAAGACGAAAUUGAGCCCAAGCUUGACAAGUUGCGCACCGAAAAGCGAGCCUUUCUUGACUACCAACAGACGCAAAAUGAUCUUGAGCGACUGACCCGAGUAGUCGUAGCUUACGAUUAUGUAAAAUGCCAAGAGAAGCUCCGUCAGACCGCCGCUGAUUUAGAGGGCAAGAAGCAGAGACACGCCAGGCUCGAAGAAUCGGCCAAAAGACUUCGAAGCGAGCUCUCUCACUUGGAGGAAGACGUGAAGAAGAUUCAAGCUCAGCGAGAGAAGGAAGCCAAAAAGGGCAGCAAGGCUCAGGCGUUGGAGGAGAAAGUCAAGAAGCAUGCCAACGAAUUGGUCCGACUAGCGACAAUAAUGGAUCUAAAGACCUCUAGCUUGGCAGAAGAGAAGGACAAGAAACUUGCUCUGGAAAAGACGGUCGCUGAACUUGAGGCCACACUGGAAGAAAAGACAGCUACCUUCAAUACGGCAAAGGCGAACUGUGACGCUGAGAAAGACAGCCUCUCCAAGCAAGCCGAAGAGGUGGAAUCGAAAGAAGAGCUGCUACAGACACUUCAAACCGGUGUGGCUUCCAAGGAUGGCCAGGAAAAUGGUUACCAAGGCCAACUACAAGACGCCAAGAGUCGCGCCAAUGCGGCUGCCACUGCGCAAGAACAAUCCAAGAUCAAAAUCACCCACUUGCAGAGCAGAGUCAAGGAAGAAGAGCCACGAGCAAAGAAGGCCAGGGAGCAGAAUGCCGGCCUACUGCGCGAUCAUGAGGGGCUAAAAUCACAGGCCCAGAGGCUCGCGAAGGAGCUGGCCAAGCUUGGGUUUGAGCCUGGUCAAGAGGAGGAAAUGUACAAGCAAGAAUCCACCUUGCAACAAACUCUUCGUGGCCUUCGUCAAGAAUCGGAUAAGCUGAAGAGGAAGGUUGCCAACAUUGACUUCAACUACGCAGACCCAGUGCCCAACUUUGAUCGCUCAAAGGUCAAGGGUCUAGUCGCCCAGCUUUUUACCCUCGACAAAAAUCACACCAAAGCAGGAACGGCACUGGAAAUAUGUGCUGGCGGUCGCCUGUACAACGUGGUAGUCGACUCAGAAGUCACGGGUACGCAGCUUCUACAAAAGGGCAAACUCAGGAAACGUGUGACUAUUAUUCCCCUGAACAAAAUUUCCGCCUUUAAAGCCUCUGCGCAGACAAUUGCGACCGCCCAAAAUAUCGCCCCAGGCAAAGUCGAUCUCGCGUUGUCGCUGGUUGGAUAUGACGAUGAGGUUUCCUCUGCUAUGGAGUACGUGUUCGGAAACACCCUUGUCUGCGACGAUGCAGAGACCGCUAAGCGUGUCACGUUUGAUCCCAGCGUCAAGAUGCGGAGUAUCACACUCGAGGGAGACUCUUAUGAUCCCUCAGGAACUCUCUCCGGUGGCAGUGCUCCGACCUCGAGCGGCGUCCUCGUUACACUGCAGCAACUCAACAACUUAACACGUGAGCUUAAUGACGCCGAGGGCUCUCUCAAGCAGGUCCAGGCAAAGAUGGCUAAGGAAAAGUCAAAGAUCGACCAAGCUCGCCGCAUUAAGCAAGACCUGGACCUGAAGAACCACGAGAUCAAGCUGAGUGAAGAGCAAAUCAGCGGAAACUCUUCUUCCUCCAUCAUACAGGAGGUUGAGAACAUGAAAACCACUAUCGCUGAGCUUCUAGAGGGCAUUGUUGAAGCGAAAUCCCGUCAAGCCGAAGCCAAUGCCGAUGUUAAGCGUAUCGAGAAGGAUAUGAAAGACUUCGACAGCAACAAAGAUGGGAAGCUUAUUGAGCUUCAAAAGUCAGUUGAUAAGCUUCGUACCGAUCUGCAAAAAAACACAGGAGCUGUAAAAGCUCUACAAAAGCGUUUACAGGGUGCGCAGCUUGACUUGGAGCAAGUAAACACUGAUAUCAUGGCGGCUCGAGACCAACUGCAUGAAACGGGCUUCAACAUCAAAACUCAAGAAAAUGACAUGCAAGAGGUCACUGAGCAGCAAGUCCAGCUGAAAAAGGCUCACGAAUCCAUCCAAGCUGAUCUAGAUGAUGAACGCGCCAAAUUGAACCAGUUCGAUGACGAGCUGCGCGCACUUGAUGAAGCUACGCGUUCAAAAACUGCUCGUAUCGCUGAAGAAGGCCUGGAGAUGCAAAAGCUGGGGCAUCAGGUUGAAAAGUUCAACAAGGAGCAGCAAACUGCAGCUGAAAAUGUAUCUCGACUGGAAGGCGACCAUGACUGGAUUCAUGACGAGCACGAGAAGUUUGGUCGCAGUGGUACGCCAUAUGACUUCAAAGCCCAGAACAUUGCCGAAAGCAAAUCGACUCUUCGCAACUUGACGGAACGCUCGCAAGGCAUGAAGAAGAAGAUUAACCCAAAGGUCAUGAACAUGAUUGAUAGUGUGGAGAAGAAGGAGGUAUCUCUCAAGAACAUGAUCAAGACUGUGAUUCGCGAUAAGAGGAAGAUUGAGGAAACCAUUUUCAGUCUUGAUGACUACAAGAAGAAGGCCCUGCGGGAAACGUGGGAAAAGGUCAACGGCGACUUUGGCCAAAUCUUCUCUGAGCUGUUGCCAGGUGGCAGUUUCGCCAAGCUUGAUCCUCCCGAAGGCAAGACGAUUGGCGACGGUCUCGAGGUCAAGGUCUGUCUCGGCAAGGUGUGGAAGCAAAGUCUCACGGAACUGAGCGGGGGUCAACGCUCCUUGGUGGCCCUGUCUUUGAUCAUGGCGCUCCUACAGUUCAAGCCGGCGCCAAUGUACAUCUUGGACGAGGUGGACGCUGCCCUGGAUCUGUCGCAUACGCAGAACAUUGGACGUCUCAUCAAGACGCGCUUCAAGGGCUCGCAGUUUAUCGUCGUCAGUCUCAAAGACGGCAUGUUCCAGAAUGCAAACCGCAUCUUCCGAACACGCUUCAGCGAAGGCACCAGUAUGGUGCAAGCCUUGACACCAGCCGACCUCAAGUAG